Molecule: messenger RNA, 880 nt
Organism: Heterotrigona itama
Lineage: Eukaryota; Metazoa; Arthropoda; Insecta; Hymenoptera; Apidae
Source: the annotation of a GenBank genome assembly
GCGAUUUCUCCCUGACAGUUUCAGUUAGCCCCGAUUGAUUGAACUUCCUCAAUUAUUUAGCCACCGUGAUAGGAGGUCAAUCACGGAGCUGCUAGAUAUACGUAGCUUACUCUUGUUGAAACGUUCAACCAUGAUAAAGAACGAUGUUACGCAUACACAGGGAACUAACAGCCGCUUUAAUCGUUAUCACUCGUCUAAUAAUUGUCUCAAUUUUAGGACUGGUAGCAUUGAAAGGUUGGUAGACGGUGAUAAAAGGGUGAUCGCCACCAAGCAUUUGCUUCCAGAGAAUAACAUAAAUGUUGUCGUCAGUGCGAAGGAUUUCCAAGCAGCGUGGAGAAGAAAGGUAAAUUAUUUUCGUACAACGUGGUAUUCGAGCCCACAGCCACUCAGGAGGACAUCUUACAAUUCUCUGGCGUGAAGAAGCUCAUUGAAAUGGCAGUAGAAGGGUUCAGUUGUACUGCGUUUUGCUACGGGCAAACAGGAAGCGGGAAAACUCACACCCUCACGGGGCCUCCGGAAAUGUUCGAAAGAAUGAAUCCUUACUCGGAGCAACACGGUCUGGUCUUCCGGUCUUUCGUCUAUUUGUUUAAGUUGUUGCAAGAACGGCAAGAAUGUAACUUCGUGUUGAAGGCCUCCUUCCUAGAGAUCUACAACGAGAAGGUCAGUGUACAUUGCGUGGAAUUAGAGGAAAGCUUCGGGGUCACCGUUUUACAGGGCAACCUUUUAACUUCGAACCGCAGGUAAUAGAUCUGUUAAAUCCUGGCACGUCGAGGAAACCCUUAAUGGUUCGGUGGAGCAAAAAGACACGAGGUUUCUUCGUUGAGAAUCUUUUCACUGUCGAGUGCGAGGAACUCGAUGAUCUUCUGGCAGUUCUCGAAGA